Drosophila navojoa is the source of this 1224-nucleotide messenger RNA. RefSeq lists its product as uncharacterized. Lineage: Eukaryota; Metazoa; Arthropoda; Insecta; Diptera; Drosophilidae. The record is from RefSeq and is a predicted model, not a curated record. Gene Ontology annotation, molecular function: histone acetyltransferase activity.
UACUACGGCAGGGAGACAUUCCAUAAAAUCAUUUUCGUCCCAGUAAUAUUCAACAAACAAUUUUUUUUUAUUUUUAGGUAGCGUACAAAAUUUUCAAGUGCAACAAAAAGCGAAAAAAAAGUCUUUUCGUCCUAAUUGUCGCGAUAUAUAUAUAUAUACACACAUUAACAAUCAUAUCCAAAUACCCACGCACGCAUCUAAAUACUGCAUACAUACAUAGAUAAAUACAUACAUACAAUUCACUACAUUCCAAUUUGGUAAAUCGAAAUUUCUGCGUCGUUGAUCGCAUCAAGUGGCAGAGUGGGCCAAUCGAUUGCGUAAGAGAAGGAAGAGAGAGGGAGAGAGAAGAUGUCGUAUCAAAUCAAGCGCACGCCCUACUUCCGUCGCAUGUUCAACAACAGCCGUCGCAACGGGCAACUGCAGCGGCUGCGGGAGGAGUAUGAGCGCAUCCAGGAGUUCAACGAUCGCACCAUCGAGCUGAAAAUGCGCCAGGUGCGGCUGAAGCGUCUGUUUCGUGAAAUCGACGACAUCAAUGAGUCGCCGAGCACGUCGGCUGCCCAGCAGCGUCGUCUAGCGGCGCUAGUGCCGCCGACGCCGGAGGCGAUGCAGGCGCAGCAGCGGCGCGAGCGCCUCGAUGCGCUGGAGCGUGCCCGCGAGCUGGGCCAGGAAAUCUCGCGGCACAACGCCCAAUUGGUGGAGAGCGGCGCUGGCUACUUUUUGCGCAGCGAACUGCGGCUGACGUCGAAAGUGCGAGCGGCGGACGAGGCGCGACGCCAGGCACAGGAGCGGCGACUGCGGGCCGCGCGUCGCAUCAGCUACGGCAAUGCUCAGUCCCGUUCGAAUAUCGAACGGAUCACGCAGCGGCAGCAGCGGCGCAUGGUCACUAACGAUUCGCCGGCCACAUCGGUGAUGAUCGAUUCCAGGCACCAGGUGGCACAGCUGCCAAUGCAGCCGUCCUCCAGCCGCAGUCAAUUGCAUCCGGAUCUGGUAAAGCGGGCCAUGCUGCGGCAGCGUCUGCAAUAUGGCAACUCUCGCUCCACCAACAACAUGAUGCGCAGCCAGUUGGCAGCGGCGCAGCGUGUGAUGGGCUUUAUCUCGGGAACGGACACGGUCACCGAGGAUCUCGAGCAAAUGGAAAUCCAGCGACGGCACGAACAGGAGCUCCAGCUGCAGCAGCAGCGCAAGAUGCGGCGCAUCGAUCCGCAGCAAUUGCAACUGCAGCAG